AUGAAGAAGACGACGCCGGCCGAACCGCAGGUUGCUGCUCAUCCUGAACUCGACUCCAAGAUGCGCUCUCGCGGACUCUCGCUGCGCUUGGCGGUCGCUUCGCUCAUCACUUUCGUCCUCGCGCUCGUGUGGGUCGGAUACGGUUUUGACGUGGAUAUCGCCCCGGGCCUGCACUUGAACCUGCGCGUGGAUGUAGAUAAGACCUCCAAGUUCCCCGACUUGUAUGAAGCAUCUAUCACGGAGCUGCAAGACGGCAUGGAAAAAGGGCUCUUUACGAGUGUCGAUCUGGUCAAGGCCUAUUUCGCCCGCAUCGACGAAGUUAACCUCAAAGGCCCCGUCCUCCGCACGGUCAUCGAGAUGAACCCCAGUGCCCUUCAGCAAGCGGCCGACCUCGACCUCGAACGGAAAACAAAAGGCGCGCGUGGCCCUCUGCACGGCAUUCCCAUACUCCUCAAAGACAACAUCGCGACGAUGGCCAGCGAAGGCAUGAACACCACCGCUGGCUCCUUCGCGCUCCUCGGAUCCAUCGUCCCGCGUGAUGCGCACGUCGCCGCCAAACUGCGCGCCGCCGGGGCCAUCCUCCUCGGCAAAGCGAACCUCUCCGAGUGGGCGAAUUUCCGUGGAAACGUGCCGUCGGGCUUCUCCGGCAGAGGAGGGCAGGCGAGUUCGCCGUACGUUCCCUUGGGCGACCCGUGCGGCUCGAGCUCAGGUAGCGGCAUCGGGGGCGCGAUUGGCCUCGCCGCGGCGACGCUGGGAUCCGAGACGGACGGAUCGAUCGUGUGCCCGAGCAACUUCAACAACCUAGUUGGAAUCAAGCCUACGGUGGGGCUCACGUCGCGCGCAGGAGUCAUUCCUAUCUCUGAACAUCAGGACACGGUGGGGCCCAUGUGUCGCUCGGUGACGGACGCGGCGAUGGUGCUCUCAGUGAUUGCGGGGCGCGAUCCGCGCGAUAACUUUACGCUCGCGCAGCCGCCUAUCGUCCCAGACUACACAAAGGCGCUGGACAAGAACGCGCUAAAGGGCGCGCGGCUUGGCGUUCUGCGCCAAUUUCUUGCAAACGUCGAUCCAGUCAUCGUGGCGGCGUUCAACUCGUCGCUGGUCACGAUGAAGAAGCUGGGGGCGACGAUCGUCGACCCGGUGGACUUCCCAUCGUUCGAGGAGCUGCAGGCGUCGAACAACGAGACGAUCGUGCUCAACGUCGAUUUCAAGGUUGACGUCAACAGCUAUAUCGCCGAGCUCGUCGAAGUCCCUACGGGCGUCGAAAACCUCGCUGGCCUCAUUCAAUUUAAUACCGACCACGCGAACGAAGAGCUCAUCCCGCCCUUCUGGGAUGACCAGUCCCAGUUCAUCACCUCCGAGAGCACCACCGUCAACCAAACUUUCUUCGACGCGCUCGCCGCCGACCGCGACCUCGGCGCGACGCGCGGGAUCGACGCCGCGCUCGCCGCACACCGCCUCGACGCCCUCAUCCUCCCCACCGACGUCUCCUCCACGCCCGCGGCGAUCGUCGGCUACCCGAUCGUCACCGUCCCGCUCGGCUUCUUCCCGCCCGACACCCCGCUCGCGCCCGCGGAGCCGACGCGCGAGGGCGGGCCGAACAGGCCGUUCGGGCUCUCGUUCCUCGGCACGGCGUUCAGCGAGUUCGGGCUCGUGGGGAUGGCGUUCGCGUACGAGCAGGCGACGCACACGCGCUUGGCGGUGAGGGCGUUCCCGGCGGCCGUGCCAAAGACACAGCUUGUGGAUGUGGUGGGGAGGUGA
This is a messenger RNA of Epithele typhae, 1758 nucleotides long. Its product is annotated as amidase signature enzyme. The record is from RefSeq and is a predicted model, not a curated record. The coding region runs from base 1 to 1758 and encodes 585 amino acids. The transcript has 6 exons. Lineage: Eukaryota; Fungi; Basidiomycota; Agaricomycetes; Polyporales; Epitheliaceae.